AUGAAGCCUCAUGGGUGCCUUUUUAUCCUGAUUAUUUAUCUCACUGACAGUAGGGAUACUGUGUCAGUUACGGCUUGGUGCCAAGUUGGAGAUGAGGAUGCCAGAGACUUUAAGGCUUUUGCUAGAGGACCCUUUGCUGUGCGUUUCCACUCUCCAUACACAGUUGUUUCAGACUUUGCGCUACUCUUGCACCAUACCUGUCCUCGGGAAGCUGUCCACGAGCUUGACCUGCUGUUUGAAGUAUGCAUGGAGCUAAUGCAAUGGUGGAAAACGGAGAACGUGAUGGUGCUGGGAGACCUGAAUGCAGCUGGUGCCUACAUCCCAACGAACGCAUGGGCAGGGAUUCGCCUGCGCAAUCACCCUGCCUUCCAUUGGCUCAUCAGUGACAAAGAAGAUACCACCGUCAGCCACCGGACCUGCUGCUCUUAUGACAGGUACUAAAUUGCAGCUUCCAAGUUCAGCCAUCUGCUUUCUCCAAAAUGUUUUCUUCAUCCCACAAACAGUACUAUCAUUGUCAGCCUUUGAGACAAGUGGCCAAUAAUCAGGAACAUGGUAGGGCUGCUGUAUGAAUUAAAGUGUGUAAUCUAUUGAAUUGAGGAACAGUCAGAAAUGCAGUCAGAAUACUUCUGAAUCCCUUCCCCAGCCAGGUCUUCCAGUCCUCCAGGAAUGCUGUAAGUUCCUGGCUCCUGACACAAAUUGGCCACCUGUACAGUACCCCAAUCAUCUUGCUGAAACCUGGUACCAGAGCCCAACUGACACUGUCCUCCUCACAGGAUCAUUGUCCAUGGAGAAGAAUUACUCUCUGCUGCUGUGCCCGGAUCAGCAAAGCCAUACAAUUUCACACAGGCGCUUGGACUGUCUGAAG
Molecule: messenger RNA, 865 nt
Organism: Candoia aspera
Lineage: Eukaryota; Metazoa; Chordata; Lepidosauria; Squamata; Candoiidae
Product: deoxyribonuclease gamma-like
Exons: 3
Coding region: 1-441 (146 amino acids)
Biological process (GO): DNA catabolic process
Cellular component (GO): nucleus
Molecular function (GO): DNA binding; deoxyribonuclease I activity
Source: RefSeq, a predicted model, not a curated record